AUGGAUACUUCAAAGAAAGGUUAUGGUAAAGUUGAGGUAGCGCAGGAUUCCUGGUUGAAGGGAAUGACGAAGAAGGGGUGGAUUACAGUAGCCUUUCUCGUCUUGGUUCUUCUCGGGAUUAUAAUCGGCUGCGCCGUUGGUCUCCCCCCGAGAGACAAUCAUAAACCGAGUUCAACGCCCCAGUUGACUCCCGCUGCGUCACUUAAAAGUGUUUGCAGUGUUACUCAGUUUCCUGAUGCUUGUAUAUCAAGCAUCUCGAAGGUCCAGUCGUCUUCAAAGACGACAGAUCCAGAGAGUAUAUUCAAGCUCUCCCUGAAGGUGGUCAUAGACGAGCUCGGUUCCAUAUCCGGUUUACCGAAGACGCUGGCUAAUGCGUCAAACGACGAGCGAGUCAAAUCCGCGCUAGCUGUUUGCGGUGAUCUCAUCGAAUACGCGAUGGAUCAGAUCGUCGAGACGGUGUCAGCUCUGAAAGAAGGAGACGUGAAGAGUAUGCUGAGUUCCAAGACGAUCCAUGAUGUGAAAACGUGGCUCUCCGCUGCGAUUACUUAUCACGAAACGUGUUUCGACACGUUGGAUGAACUCAAAACAGAGUACGCCGAGUCGCUGACCCUGAAAGCCGCCAUGAAGAACUCCACCGAGUUCACUAGCAACAGUCUAGCGAUUGUUGCUAAGGUCCUCUCUUUCGGGGUCCGGGAGGAGUUUCAUCAGAGACGACGGCUACUCAACAAGCAACCGAAUUGGGUUAGACCAACGGUGAGGCGGUUACUUGAGGAGAAGAAGAGAAUAACGCCAAAUGUUACGGUAGCAGCAGACGGCUCAGGCGACGUGAAGACCGUCAACGAAGCCGUGGCCAAAGUUCCUGACAAGAGCGAAACGUUGUUUGUCGUAUACGUCAAGUCAGGAACCUAUGUGGAGAAUGUUGUUUUGGAUAAAAACAAACGGAACGUGAUGAUGUACGGUGACGGCAAGACGAAGACCGUUAUUUCCGGUAGCAAAAGCAACGGCACCGGGACUAGCACCUUUCUAUCCGCCACCUUUAGUAAACAACUCUUCCCUCUAUCUGCUUACUAA
Arabis nemorensis is the source of this 1071-nucleotide messenger RNA. NCBI's taxonomy places the organism in Eukaryota, Viridiplantae, Streptophyta, Magnoliopsida, Brassicales, Brassicaceae. The record is from the annotation of a GenBank genome assembly.